Messenger RNA from Candidula unifasciata, 435 nucleotides. Lineage: Eukaryota; Metazoa; Mollusca; Gastropoda; Stylommatophora; Geomitridae. The record is from the annotation of a GenBank genome assembly.
GUUGGCUCUUGGGAAUUAAAGAGUGAAUUGGAUGAACUACUUGGCAUUGACAGUAAUCAAUGUUUGAACAUCCUUUUGUCAAGUGGGCUCAGCUCACUUGGAAAAUAUGCAGCUGAAGACAUUAAACAGCUCGUAGCCACACUUCUAGUAUUGUAUUCAGUGAUGGAACUGUUCUUACCAGAAUAUUUCCCCCUUGGUGGAUCAUCAGCUCGAGAGUUCCCAGCAUCCGGCAUCUGCUUUGAACAAAUUUUAUCAGACAAUCUGUUGUUCAGUGGUUGUGGGAAUUCAUUUCCACAAAUACUGACAGCCAUUCAGACAGCUUUUAUGUUUUGUUUGAAGAUGGAAAAGAAGCAUCCGGUUGUUUAUUCAACUCUAGAACUAGGAACCAGUUGGUUGAAUGUAACUACUGCCUUUAUGCAGUCUGAUGUAGAAUAA